AUGGACUUGGAGACAUUAUCAGAGCUUACACAAGAAGCCGGCUCCAUCAUGUGGGAGCUCCAGGAUGUACCGGGUCACCCGGUUAAACCUGAUGAUUUACUUCAAUGGUGUCUGGGCGAGAACUUCGUUAUCUCGGGAACUGUGGGCGAGCUCAUAGCACAUGAUGGAGUCUUUGCAAUCUACGCCGCUGCUCUCACACAUAUGCGGUGCAACGACACUCGGAUAUACCUCGCCCCGCACUCUUUCCUUCUGAAAGUGCCAUUGGACGCAGUACACUGCCCCACCAUCGACCACCAUAUGCACUCCGUCGAAGGAUCUUCGGAUAUCGCAGAGUCACUACUCGAGCUUCUCCUUGCGCGUGUGACGCGGAAAGUGUCGAAGGCUCCUGACGCACUUCAGAAGCGGUUUGAUAUGGCCAUGACGAUUGCACCGUGGCCAGCACAAUUCCGACUUGGGCGUGUCACUCGUGGGGAGGAGAUGCGCGUUAUAGACGGCAGUUCUGGCGCAGUCAAGAAACUUUCUGUGCCAUUACUCACAUGUACUACUCCUACACACAAUCGUUGCGGGCUAGAGCCCGGCGUAAUCGUGACGGCUUGCUGCCAGAUGUUCAUGGACGAUGAUGACGGCUCCGCUACGUCAGACGCGCUGGAUGAAGGAAGGUGGAUGUUAAUGCCUGGGGAUUCCGGGUCUAGCGAUGAUCAGGAAACCAUGGAGAUGGUGAAUGACAACGAGUAG
Peniophora sp. CBMAI 1063 is the source of this 735-nucleotide messenger RNA. NCBI's taxonomy places the organism in Eukaryota, Fungi, Basidiomycota, Agaricomycetes, Russulales, Peniophoraceae. The record is from the annotation of a GenBank genome assembly.